Molecule: messenger RNA, 1148 nt
Organism: Cynoglossus semilaevis (tongue sole)
Lineage: Eukaryota; Metazoa; Chordata; Actinopteri; Pleuronectiformes; Cynoglossidae
Exons: 3
Coding region: 460-1101 (213 amino acids)
Biological process (GO): hydrogen peroxide catabolic process
Cellular component (GO): hemoglobin complex; haptoglobin-hemoglobin complex; blood microparticle
Molecular function (GO): organic acid binding; heme binding; oxygen binding
Source: RefSeq, a predicted model, not a curated record
AACCUACAAUUCUUACUGUAGUAUUUUGAAACCAGACUCCAAUGAGAAGUCGCUAGAGAGUUAACAGCUACUGGAGACACUGACAUCCACCUCAUAUUUUUUAGCACUCUGGACAGUGACUUAAAGGACAGGGAGGGGUGUGUGGGGGUGAAGUGGGAAGCAAUAUGGUAGAUCUCUGUACCUUUGGCGUUAUCUCUGCUGAACAUGCAUGCUAUUUUUAAGUCGGGUAGACACGCGUACAACAAACAGUCCACCUGGAGUUUAAAUACAGUAUGUAUAGAGGUACUUUUUUUUUUUUAAUUAAAAAAUAUAUUAUUUUAUGGUGUCCACAGAUAUCUGAGUAUUUCAGCCUAGGGGAAAUAAUUUUGGUUUCGAUCGGCAGUCCCCAACUUUUUUUGUACCAACCGCUACUGGUCCCCAGACCGCAGAUUGGGCCUCCUUAGUCUAGAUAGACCCUUAAUGUCACAUAUGACAAAUCGCUUUUUUUACACGACAGAAUGUAAAACAACUGAAGCCCAAAUAUGGACCAGAUCAGUCAAUUCUCAUAUAAAUCAUGUUUGGCCCACAUCUGUUGUGUAUGGGCCAGAUAAAAGACCAAUGUCACUCCAAGAGUGGCCUACAUGCUAUUCGCUUUUUUUUUUUUCUCUUCAAAGCUGCAAGUCAUCUGUUGUUACGCCUUUUGAAGCCUCUAUCUCCGAGCAGGUCCUGGGCGUGACCGUGCUUUGUUUUGAGCAUAAAAGACUCCACGCGUGCAGACACGCAUCACAGCACUUAGCAAGCAUCAAGGAACCAGCCACCAUGACCACUCUCACUGCUAAAGACAAGGCCGCCGUCAGAGCCUUCUGGGACAAAAUCUCAGGACAUGUAGAGACGAUCGGCAAAAGCUCUCUGUCCAGGCUGAUCACAGUCUACCCUCAGAGCAAGACCUACUUCUCUCACUGGAAGGACGGAGUGGACCCUGUGAACUUCAAGCUUCUCUCCCAAAACAUCCUGGUGGUCAUGGCCAUCAUGUUCCCCGCUGACUUCACUCCUGAGGUCCAUGUGGCCAUGGACAAGUUCCUGGCUGCUUUGGCUCUGGCUCUGUCUGAGAAAUACAGAUAAACAGCUGCAGAGGGAGGAAAACAAUAAAACAUGAAGUUCAAAACGAA